CCCCUCCAGCUUUCUUUCAAGAUGUCUACAGUCCAUGAAAUUCUAAGCAAGCUCAGCCUUGAAGGAGAUCAUUCUCUCCCUCCAACCACGUAUGCCACAGUUAAGGCCUACUCAAACUUCGAUGCUGACCGAGAUGCUGCUGCCUUGGAAACAGCCAUCAAGACCAAAGGUGUGGAUGAGGUCACCAUCAUCAACAUCCUAACAAACCGCAGCAGUGAACAGAGGCAGGAUAUCGCUUUUGCCUACCAGAGAAGAACCAAAAAGGAACUUUCAGCAGCACUCAAAUCUGCUCUGUCAGGUCAUUUGGAGGCAGUGAUCUUGGGCCUGCUGAAGACACCAUCACAGUAUGAUGCCUCUGAAUUGAAAGCUGCAAUGAAGGGUCUGGGAACUGAUGAAGACACACUCAUUGAAAUCAUCUGCUCACGGACAAAUCAGGAGCUUUAUGAAAUCAACAGAGUCUACAGGGAAAUGUAUAAGACAGAACUGGAAAAGGACAUUAUAUCAGACACAUCUGGUGACUUCCGCAAGCUAAUGGUUGCCUUGGCCAAGGGAAAAAGGUGUGAAGAUACUUCUGUGAUUGAUUAUGAGCUGAUUGACCAAGAUGCUAGGGAACUGUAUGAUGCUGGUGUGAAGAGAAAGGGAACUGACGUGCCCAAGUGGAUCAACAUUAUGACUGAAAGAAGUGUUCCCCACCUCCAAAAAGACUCCAGGAUUCUAUGUUCUGUUAAUCCAAGCGUGAGCAGGAUGUUUAACUAUUCAUAUUUCUCUGUCUCUUUAGUCCAGUGCAUUCAGAACAAGCAGCUGUAUUUUGCAGACAGGCUGUAUGACUCUAUGAAGGGCAAGGGAACCCGGGACAAGGUUCUGAUCAGGAUUAUGGUCUCUCGCUGUGAGAUAGACAUGCUGAAAAUUAAGAGUGAAUUCAAGAGGAAAUAUGGAAAAUCCCUCUAUUAUUUCAUCCAGCAAGACACAAAAGGUGAU
Tinamus guttatus (white-throated tinamou) is the source of this 978-nucleotide messenger RNA. Lineage: Eukaryota; Metazoa; Chordata; Aves; Tinamiformes; Tinamidae. The record is from RefSeq and is a predicted model, not a curated record.